Molecule: messenger RNA, 3433 nt
Organism: Anopheles stephensi (Asian malaria mosquito)
Lineage: Eukaryota; Metazoa; Arthropoda; Insecta; Diptera; Culicidae
Gene: path
Product: proton-coupled amino acid transporter-like protein pathetic
Biological process (GO): amino acid transmembrane transport
Cellular component (GO): vacuolar membrane
Molecular function (GO): amino acid transmembrane transporter activity
Source: RefSeq, a predicted model, not a curated record
CGUAAACGAUUUGGGGUGGUAGUAGUAAUAAGUAGUAGUAACAGUGUUUGAAACGUGCGGCAGUCUCUUCGCGGUCUAGCACGGCAUCGGAAUCGGCUAAGCUUUCAGUUAUCGUUUGACAGCUGCCGUUCGAGGCGGUUGCUAGAAGUGGGUCACAGCACAGCACCAGCACAGCCGAGUGAGAAGCAGCAGCACCUGAAUUUCACCUUUACAUCCUAGUAGUUGCACUUCCGAUCGCUAAAGCCUUCAAGCAGAGAGCACUGCAUUAAUCCGACACUUCACAAGGUUCGCACAAGAGCUGUAGAAUAAUCUGGGAUAUACAACUAACCACAGCGGAAACAACGACAGCAAAAUGGUGAACGAAUACACGGGACCACCUCCGCAGGAAAUGGAAACAUUCCUGCCUCAGGAUGCAAAGAACGGAGCCACUGUGUACAAGUUUACACCUGCCAAAUCUGAUGUCGAGGCCAAUGGCACAAUACAGUUUGAUCCGUUUAAAGAACGGAAAUUAGAACAUCCUACAACUGAUGGCGAAACGUUAACGCAUCUGCUGAAGGCUUCGCUCGGUACGGGCAUCCUGGCGAUGCCGGUCGCUUUCAGCUACGCUGGUCUGGUUGGAGGUAUCCUAGCUACCGUCUUCACCGCUUUCAUCUGCACGCACUGCGCGUACGUGCUGGUCAAGUGCGGCCACACGCUCUACCGUCGCACGCAUCGGACAGCAAUGAGCUUCUCGGAGAUUGCCGAGGUGGCGUUCGAGAAUGGACCGGAGUGGGGCCGUCGGUUUGGCAUGCCAACGUCGUACUGCAUCCGAUACGGGCUUUUCAUAACGUACUUCGGUACCUGUGCCGUCUAUACCGUCAUCAUUGCGACCAACUUCCAGCAAGUGAUCGAGCACUACUACGGCAGUCCGCUGAAUCUGCGUGUGAUGAUUGCUCUGCUGCUCGUGCCGCUCAUCCUUCUGUCCUGGGUGCCGAACCUGAAGUACCUCGCACCGGUCUCGAUGGUCGCGAACGUGUUUAUGGGCGUUGGGUUGGGCAUUACGUUCUACUAUCUGGUCACCGAUAUGCCGCCGGUCGAAUCGCGUCCGCUCUUUUCUCCUGUGAUGCAAUGGCCCGCAUUCUUCGCCAUUGUGAUCUUUGCGAUGGAGGCUAUCGGUGUGGUGAUGCCGUUGGAAAAUCAGAUGAAAACGCCCCAAAACUUUAUCGGCAUCUGUGGUGUGCUGAACCAGGGCAUGGCCGGUGUGACGCUGAUCUACAUCCUGCUCGGUUUCCUAGGUUACGUGAAGUAUGGUGAUGAGGCGGCAGGCAGCAUUACACUCAAUCUGCCGGUAGAUGAAAUACCCGCUCAAGCGGUAAAGAUCCUGAUCGCGCUAGCUGUGUACUGUACGUUUGGACUUCAGUUCUAUGUGUGCCUCGACAUUGGCUGGGUUGCCAUUAAGGAUCGGUUCACCAAGCGACCGAGACUGGUGGAGUACGUUAUGCGCACCAUCCUCGUGACUGCCGCCGUUCUGCUAGCUGUCGCCGUACCGACCAUUGGUCCGUUCAUCGGUCUCAUCGGUGCAUUCUGCUUCUCGAUCCUCGGCCUGCUGAUCCCAAUCGUCAUCGAGAUGGUUACGUACUGGGAGGAAGGGUUCGGACCCGGCAACUGGAUCGUGUGGAAGAACGUGAUCGUCUUCGUGUUCGGCAUCAUUGCGCUCGUGUUUGGUUCUAAGAGCUCCAUCCAGGACAUCCUUGCGCUGUACGCCUAGGUCUGCAGCACCGAAGGCUUACACGUCGUAGGAGUUGCAGGAGAUGGCAAUAGGCUCAAAACACAUGAAGCAAUUACAUCUAGGAGGAUCGGCUGACUGAGAAACAAACUGCCUUUCGUUUGCUUUUCUGCAGCUGUUCAUUUUCUAUCUACGUUUUGCUAUUUAGAGUUUUUGUGUUGAUUUACUAUUGCACGGCCGUUUUUGUGCAUAUGCUGCGCCAAGCGCAAUCGUAACUUUGGAUGUGGGACGUCUUCUUCAUCCAGACGUCCGUGUGAUCCAGAAGAGUGAAGAGCAAUAGCGCGUGCCCCCUAGUUGUGUCGUUAGAAGCAAGCACGUUGUGGAGCCUAACCACACCCGGAAGCGCAGCGAAGAUGUUUGUUAGGCUGGACCAUCAUCAUCAUUAAUACCACACAUACACAAGUGCCUCAAAUAGUAGAGCAACAGCAUAUACUGAUAUUGCGUAGAAGUAGUAACAACAGAGCAGCGACAGAAAAAACAGACGCGCAUCGUAACGCAACGAGCAGCAACACUGUUGCUUUAUCUGCACCACUUUUUCGGGCAGGCCGGUGCUGUUGGCUGGUGCUAGCGAUUCCGCGUCUGGUGGUACGGUACGUGUUUUUUCCACCUUAUUUGUCGGUAGAAAAUGGAAGUUAACAAAACAGCGCAUUUUUGGACACGUCGUUGUUGAACUUUUCAAGCAUCGAAACGCCCGGUCUCAGGGAUAUGAUGAGUGAGCAUUUCAAAAAGUUACAAACAAAUCUCGCCAAAACAUAACAAACCAAGAACAAACCAAAAGCCAUCAUUAUUGUUGUGUGUGUGUGAGUGUACGGCAGCAAAACGAAUGGUUAGUGGAGAGGGAGGACGAGCUGGCGUUUGACUGUCUCAAUUGUAACGAAUGUUUCGCUGCCAUGUGUUGCUUUUAUCAACAUGCUUUUUUGUGGCUUUUUUGCUGAGUUUAGUUCAGAGUUCCCAGCCCAGUCCUACCACACACUGUACUGUACAGGCCGCCUCUGAUUUGCCUUAUCAAACGUUGAUCUCGUGCUCGACUCGAGGUUUCACUUACGACCAUAUCCCCUCUGCAAACGUGGACGAGUGAACGGUUCUUUUUAUAAAAGAAACGCUUUUCCUGCUGCGUCUGCUGAUGUGCACGCAGAACCAUCGAAUUGAACACAUACCGUUUGAGUGGAAAAGAUAGAGCCAUCCAGCCACAACAACAACCACCCGUAUAAGGGACUUCUGGGACAAUCAUUAUUCGGCAAAUGAAACCACGCUACGCCAGGUCUCUAGGGAUCGGUGAUACGUAUUAAACACUUUCCACUGAGCUCUCACCAUUAAGGACUCCUACCGUAAAGACGCUCAAAAUCGGCAACGGCUAGUGUCAUAGAGCAUUAUGCGUUGUGCCCGUUCCCUGAUAUAGUGUACUUCAUUCAUUCAUUUAAUCGUUCGUUGUUGGUUUGUUUGCUCCCAUUCCUUUAAUUAUUGUCCUAUUACCAUGUAAUCAUGUUUUCUCUCAUUGGCCCGCAUUAGACUAAGUGACUAUUAUUGGAAUAAUAAGUAUGAUGAUUUCGGUGCUAGGGCGCUACGCACUGGCACGUUAAGAUUUACGAUUGAUUGUAAGAGUGCGAAGAGAAAAGAAACAAUUAAGGAGAAAAUUUAAUAUAACAAAGAAAUACACAAAUAAAAGAA